This is a messenger RNA of Emericellopsis cladophorae, 2948 nucleotides long. RefSeq lists its product as uncharacterized. NCBI's taxonomy places the organism in Eukaryota, Fungi, Ascomycota, Sordariomycetes, Hypocreales, Bionectriaceae. The record is from RefSeq and is a predicted model, not a curated record. The annotation marks the transcript as partial. The transcript has 6 exons.
AUGGUCACCACCCAACUCCAGCAGGUCCAUCUCGUCAAGCAGGCCCCCGGCUACCAGCUCGUCGACCCGUCGACCUCGAACCUCCUGCCAGGCAUAGACGGUAUUGCCACGGCUGCAGAUCUCUAUCGGCAGGAGCACGAGGCGCUCGAGGACAACCUGCUCGCGGCCUGCGCCGCCCAUUUGUGGCACAAGGGCUCGUAUAGAGCCGUGUGCCCGCGGCCUAUCCUCAUUAGGAAGCACCACCAGCGGCAGCUCGAGGCCCUCCACGAGGCCUUGACGGCCGCUAUUAUCGACAUUGUCCAGCGGUGGUGGACCGACGAGGAGGCGCGACUGCCUGAGCGGAUGCCCCUCGAGCCUGAGGAGGAAGAACAUCUGAAGUGGAUGGAUGCCCAGGUCGCCAAUGGGACUCUGCAAGAAUUCACUGCAUGUCUCGGUUCGUGGAGGCCCGACUUUCUCGUCGAAGAGUAUCGAGAUUCAGACAGAAGGGGCAGAGUCCUCUCGGAGAACUUCAGUAUUACCGAGAUCAACGCAAGGUUCUCCUUCAAUGGCUUCAUGCACGAGGCGUACGGCCAGCGCGCAUUGGAUGACGUCCUGGCCGGAAUCGGUGCGGGAGCAGAAGGGCUCGUCAGUGCCACUAAUGCGGACAAGAUCCUCGAUGGCUUGUUCAGUCUCUUCCGGCCCGACCGCCCACUCCACCUGCUCAAGGACCAGGAGAAUGGCAUCGACAUCCACAUGUUCAUCGACGCCGUCGAGCGCCGCUUCGGCAUCAAGCCCAGGAUCAUCGACCCUGCCCAGCUCAGAUUGCUCCCUAACGGCAACGAUGACGGCGGCCAGGGUGGCUUCCGCCUCUGCUGCCUCGUCUCCCCCACGCCCACUGUGUCAGGCGGCGGUGACGACAGGGACAGGGACCAGGGCAUGGGCAGGGAUACUAAUGAAGUACCACCGCACACCACAACCCCGGCGCUAAUCACCACCCCCGACGGCGAGUUGGUCGAGGAAAUCUUCCAGGUCGGCCUGGAGCUGCACCAGCGCGAGCUCGCGGCACUGGCGCCCGAGAUGCUGCGCCAGAUCAGCCUGCGCUGCUUCAACGACAUGCGCACCAUCUUCCUCGUCCACGACAAGCGCAUGCUUGGCAUCGUCAAGCAGGAGCUACCACGCCUGGUCGCGCGGGGCGUCCUGACGCGGACCCAGGCCGCGACGCUGCGGCGGGGCGUGGUAGAUACGGCGCUUCCGGGGUCGUCCGAGCUCCAGCGCAUCCUCGACGCCUCGAGGGCCGACCCUAGCGUCAGGGACGGCUAUCUCAUGAAGCCCAUCCGCGGGGGCAAGGGCGCAGGCAUCGUCUUUGGCGACGACAUGACGGCCGACGACUGGAUCGCGUUGCUCGAACGGCUGUCCCGUAGCGCCAGCAUAGAGGCGGGUGUGUCGAGCGUGGUGCAGCGGCGCAUCGAGCCACGGUUAUACGACGUGGUACUCAAGGCAUCGGGUGAGAGACACAGCUACCCGCUGGUCGGCACGUAUCACGUCGUCAACGGGAGGCUGUUGGGCCUUGGGACGUGGCGCGCCAGCGGUGGCCGGAUCGUCGCAAAAGAGGAAGACAAGUCGUAUCCUGGCUACUCGUUGUCGGAGAUACUAGCCGACGCCGACGCGCACCCCUUCUACGCCGCCGAGGCCGAGUACCCUCCCGAUCCGCGGACUCUGCGGGACAUUCAGACGCAGGUGAUCGAGAAGAGCGACGUAGCAGCAGGAGCAGAUUCAGGUCAUCUCCAAGCACGGCCCUUAUUAUGGAAGACGAAUCUAUACACCGCCAUCCAGCGAUUGAUCGCCGAUACCAGUCCCAGCAACACCUUUCGCCGGGGCGUGUACAGCAGCGUCACCGGUGGUGGCAGCGGACCGAAUCCGCUCUUCUUCGCGACGGAUGUCCACGAGAACCGCAGGCACAGAGCCCAGUUCGGCGCUUUCAUCCGCCGGAUGGGCCUCCUCAGCGACGCAGACUGGGUCGUGACGUUGCACAUGGGCGGCGGUCUAUACAGAUCGCUGGACCUCACGCUCGAGCUGCUCGAGAAUGCGGGUGCGUCGGUCCUCGCCGCGGGGAGUUACAUGAAGCCCGCAGAGGUCGUGAGGCUGCUGGGGCAAUACCAUGCCAACGUUAUCAGCGGCGAGUCGAGCCAGGUCGUGCAGCUGACGCACUACAUCUCCACCCUCUCUGUCCAGGACAGGGCGCUCAUCACUAUCGACAAGAUCAUCUACACGUCCGAGGGGCUCACGCCAUCUCAGCGCGCGUACCUCCAUUCGGUGCUGGGCCCGGUUCAGAUCUUCUCCAUACUGGGCAGUGCCGAGGCUGGACCCUACGCCGUGAGCUGUCUUCACCUCCUCGACAGUGUGGCUGCGGCCGACCAGCAGAGUUUCGUGUUUGAUACGCGGCACACCAUUAUCGAGAUCCUUCCGCUUCUCCCGCAGGAUGAUUGCCAGGACACCGACGGUAGCAUCAAGCCCGUGCCCCUUGAGCAUGGGCAUAUUGGCAUGAUUGCGCAGACGUCCCUCUCGAGGUUACGCAACCCGCUUGUGCGGUACAUCACCGGCGACGUUGGCUCCCUCCACCGUCUUCCCGCGACAGCGAGAAACAGAGUCUGCGCCGGCGACUGGGACCACUUGUGUGUCCUCCGUCUCCAGGGCCGCGAUCGCCGCUUCAGCUUCGCGUGGGACGGGGACUACUUUGAGUUUCAGGGUCUGGAGAGGAUCCUGAACGACGAGGUGCAGGGGGUCCUGCAGUGGCAGGUGAUCUUGGAGAAGAGGGAGGCGUCCCAGGAAGUGGUCUUAGAGAUUCGCCUGCUGCGGUCCGAGUCGUCUAGUGCUAGCGCCGACGGCAUCGUCUCGAGAUCAGAUUGCGGGUUGGAAGGGCGUAUUCGGGACUUUCUGCUUGUUAGCGCUCUAAACGAGGAUCGCUUUCG